CUAGAUUGGCACAGAUGUGUCCCCUUUGUAAAGCUCUCAGUCAAAGCCUAAAUGGGCUUCAGAAGAGCUCCUUUCGGCACCCAGUGAGAAACUUUUCGAUUUUCAUAGCCAUUUGUGAUACGUUUCUUAGCUCUAUGCAUGCUGUUUCAUUUGCGACAUCGCGCAUCUUCCCAGUUCUCUGUUUCUCCUCCGCCAGUGCAUCAUGGGACAAAGGCAGCUGGGAAGUGCCGGCUCUCCUUCUCAUCUCUGCGCGUGCGUGCGUGAGCGACUGGAGGACUAAGGCUGGGGAGAUGCUGGGAGAGAAUCCGCAACUGUCAGUGCACUGACAACACAACAGCAUGGAUUCCAAGUGUUGCACUCAGUCUGCCCGAUGGUCCAAGUCAGCCAUCUAUACACUGCUCCUAGGAGGUACCUUUGUUUCCUUGGGUUCAAGUCGUAUCCUUUUGAUGAAAUACUCUGCUAAUGAAGAUAAUAAGUAUGAUUACCUUCCUGCAACUGUGAAUGUGUGCUCAGAAUUAGUUAAGCUGGUACUCUGUCUGAUAAUGGCCCUUUGGGUAAUCAGAAAAGGAGGAUAUUCCCAUAGUGGAUUUGGCUGCAGCUCAUGGAGACAAUUGUAUAGCUACAUAAAGUGGUCAAUUCCAGCUUUUCUUUAUUUUUUAGAUAAUCUGAUUGUCUUCUAUGUGUUGUCCUACCUUGAACCAGCCAUGGCUGUUCUGUUCUCAAAUUUUGUUAUCAUAACAACAGCUCUUCUGUUCAGAAUAGUACUGAAACGGCAGGUCUCCUGGGUGCAAUGGGCAUCUUUGCUGAUUCUGUUCCUGUCUAUUGUAGCUCUAACUGCAGGGACAGGAAGCAGUAAGCAUAGCUUGGCUGUGCAUGGAUUUCACCAUGACGUUUUUCUCAGCCAUUCAAACAGUUGUCUGCAGUACACCAAGCCAGAAGAAGAAUGUUGGGGAAAAGAGAAUUGCACCCUUAAAUGGUCCUUCCCUGGCUUUAGCUGGAAUGUCACAACUGCUGCAGGACCCAUGAAAACAGUUCGUCUUGGACUGGGACAUCUGCUCAUACUACUACAGUGUUUUAUUUCAGCAUUAGCCAAUAUCUACAAUGAAAAGAUACUGAAAGAAGGAGGCCAAUUCAGUGAAAACAUCUUCGUGCAGAAUACCAAGCUGUACCUCUUUGGAGCUAUGUUUAAUGCUCUGAUGCUAAGCCUGUGCUCUGAAAACAGACGCCGGAUAGAAUAUUGCGGUUUUUUCUAUGGUCACAACAUAUUCUCUGUGGCCCUUAUUUUUGUCACUGCCUUCCUGGGGCUCUCAGUGGCCUUCAUUUUGAAGUUCCGAGACAACAUGUUUCAUGUUUUGACUGCACAAGUUACAACAGUGAUCAUCACCACUGUGUCAGUUUUUGUAUUUGACUUUAAGCCUUCCAUGGAGUUCUUCUUGGAAGCACCUGUAGUUCUUUUGUCUAUAUUUAUCUAUCACUCCAGCAGCCCUCGUUGCAUGGAAUACACUGUUCAGUGGGAGAGGGGCAAACAUAAUGGAGGUGCAUGGGAGCGCUCUAGCGGGGAUGGAGAAGAACUUGAGAGACUCACCAAACCAGGCAGUGAUCAUGAUUCAGAUGAGGAGGCCUUAUAGCAAAGCUCCAGCUUUUAUGUGAUCCAGCAGGGCUGCUCAUGUUCCUGUAUAUCUGUUCUCCUAAACUGAAGAUUUAUUUUUGCAGCAAAAGAGUCAUUGGAAUUUAGAAGACUUUGGGUGCAGAAGGGAAGCAUCAUUUUAAACCAUGUAUUUUGAGACAGCUGAUACUUUCACUUUAAAAUAAAGAGACUGGAGUGCUACUAAAGCUGACCAAGAUACCUCAGUUCAGAGAUGAUGUGAGAGAAGAAUUUAUUGAUGGAAUUGUGAAAGCUAUCAUUUUUUAUAACACUCCAGAAGUACAGUCCUCAAAAUAAUUUGAAUUAUUGCAUACCAUAAACACAGAGAUGAAAUGGUAACAUUUUCUUGUGUGUCAGGUGUGCUUUGCACCUUAAGCUUUGGCAAAAAUUGUUGCCGCCAUGUGUAUAUGCCUUGGGAACCAUAAUAAAUUGUGGAUCUUUUAUAUGACUAUCCCUGUGAAUAUGCACUGUUAAAAUCUGCAUAUGUUUUAUUGUCAAUUUUAGAGUAAUUAGGAUAUAAUUUGAGUAUGAAAGCCAGUAUUUGGGCAUCUAUAUGUUUUCAUCAUCAAAAAUCAGAUGGGUUAUCCAGCUGGUGGAUCAAGCACAUAUUUUAAAUGAAUAGGAAAUUAAUAACAUUGCCUUCUAGCCAUUUUGCACAUUUUACUACAAUUUGGAUACUAUUUUUAGUAUUGCUGCAUAAAAUAGAUUAAUUAUGUAUUUAAGCAUAAAAUUAAAGAUUAUUUCUUUUAAAAUACACCAUCAGAAUUAUCCUUCCAGAAUAGUGCAAAACAGGGCUGAGGAAGUUGCAGUAUUCCAAGUAUUUGUUCAGUCUUAGCCAGUGUGGCUGAAGGGAUGAUGGGAGUUGCACUCUUAACAUCUGUGGGUUGAGUUAUAAAGUUUUCUACUCCUAGUAUAAACCAUGUAACACUGGAUAACAUUGCACAUAUUUCUUUUUACAUGCUGUUGUGUUGUGUCAGAAAUUGUCUUGAGUAUGUUCAUGUGGCAGCAAGCUAUGUGUUCCAAAUGAAUUGUUACUUUCCCUGGUGAAUAAUUGAUGUGCAGCUACCCCAGGUCAGUGCUAUACAGAUGUGUUAUGCCAUCAUUUAUCCAGUGAUUAUUCUUGAUGGGGAAUUGUAGUCUAAUUAUAUUUGGAAGUCACCAGGUUGGAGGAGACUGUUAUGGCAUGUUGGCCAGGAAUGUUUGUAAUCCAGUAUUUCUAAUCUUUAACGGAAAUUGUGAACAUAGGCCACCUGUCAUCUUAGGUAAUACCUUUAAGACUCUGCUCAUACCUAGGUUAUGUACUAGGAAUCUCAACUUCUUAAAGAGGUGUUACCUACCCUAUAAAUAUUUCCUUAGCUUUCUAUUUGGAACUGGCAAACUGGAGUGCCUCUCCAUGAUUGAGUUGUCGUUGAUGUUCAGUCUGUCUUUUGUACACAUUGAUGUUUGUCUCUGGGUUAAGUUCUGUAAAAGUACAGCAUGGGGACAAAAGAGACAGGGAUAAAAUGCAGUGCAACACAGAAAGUUUGUAUGUUUAAAGCUGUAACUGCAUGCAAAAUUUCUGUGGAUGUGAUAGAGAAAAUAAUAUGUUUUUCUAGCAUGGAUUAUUCAGUUUUGGAAUGACAAUGUAUAAAAGAAAUAGUAUGACUGGAUCUAAGAGAUUUAGCAACUGAUUUAUAGAGAUUUCUAAAUUAUAUUGUGCAAAAUAAUGCUUGAAUUGGGAUGUGAAUCUUUCACUUCAGUUGUACACUAAUUCAGGUUUAAGAUUCAUUUGUAAAGAUGACAGCAAUGGCAAAAGUUGAUACUGCUUAGGAAAAUUAUUGGAAGAGGAAUGUAUGAAAAAGCUGUGCAAAUAUUCCAAUCAGUGUUAUUGUGUUGAUAUAAAGUGGUCCUAUUAAUUUCACACACAACAUUUUAAAUGAUAUUUUUCUCUGAUGUUGCUACCACACUGGAACCUGUCAUAAUGAAGCAUCCCUUUGAAUAGUUUAUCUUACUUUUGUAGCAUUCAUUCAUAAAUACUGUUUGAAAUAAGGAUUUCUUUUAUCACCUUUGUUGAUGCAAGUAUCCACUGUGCUUUAAUAUUUGUGGAAGCCUUGAUGGUUUCUGAAAAAGUAGUUCUAACAUAACAGAAUGCAUGUUCCGUAAUGGCAGUUGUUUAAAUACAGUUGCAAGACGAACUCUGCCUGACUUGCCUACUAGUGCGUGGAGUUAAUGAAAAUUUGGGAUAUUUUUCUUUUUCUUUUGAAUUGUUUUUGAGACCAGAAAAAUAUGCUAGGUACUGUGCAUCAGCUAGGUAAAUGGAUGUUGGUUUUAUGUAUAACAAUGGAACUAAAGACAUAAAUUAAUAUUCUAGUGACCAGUAUGCACUUUCCAAAACUGUAAGAAAUCCUCAAAUACAUAUUUUUAAAAGCCAGUAAUGUCACAUACAUACAUACAUACAUACAUAUUUAUGCUUUCAGUACUGUAUGAAUUUGUACUAGGCUCUUAGUGGAGUCUUUUAAGAUACAUCAAACUGUUCCAUAAACUGGGUAUCACCUCUUCCCAACUUCAAGGUCUUCGAUACCCUAGAAUUUGCUCAUGCAAAAGAAUAAAGUGAUAAUUUUUGCAAGCAAAUAUGUCCUUAUUUCUUCUUCUGUUUCAGGCAGGACAUAUCCAAAGGAAAUGAAUGCAUUAUAAAACUUGUAUUCCAAGUUAUAUUUGUUCUAUAUAUAAUUAUAGCCUGUUAAUGAAGAGUAGAGGUCCACUGUAUUUGUAUAUUUCAGUGCAGAUGUGUCAUGGAGACAAAUGGCAAAUAGGAAGUGGCUGAUUAAGCAUUCCUGACCUGAUUCUUUUUUGCAAGGGCCUACAUGGCUAUUGGGUUGGAUAUAGAGUACUUUAAUGAUUUUCCCUUUAUGGAAAAAUGACCUGAGCGGGUGUUUUCUGGAUAGAAUAGGAAGAUAUGGAAAAGGUUAAAUAUUCAUCUGUCAUCCAGCCCUCUUCAAAGAUUCCCCUUUUGCAUUCAUGUGGCCUGGCAGACUCAUUUAAGGAACAUAUAUUUGCCCAUUGAAUAUGUGAUUUGUGUUGAGAACAAUACUGCUUUGUGUGGCUUAUGUGGAAUUUAACAAGAAAUUUCUUGAAAGAGAAGAUUCCAAUGUUUUUUGCAUUAGUGGGGUGUAGCUUGUUUUGCAAAUAAAAUACCUAAUACACAAAAACAAAAAUAAAUAAAAAACAAGACUGUCAAAUUUAAA
This is a messenger RNA of Candoia aspera, 4869 nucleotides long. It is a transcript of the gene SLC35A5, whose product is annotated as solute carrier family 35 member A5. The transcript is spliced from 7 exons. Gene Ontology annotation, biological process: pyrimidine nucleotide-sugar transmembrane transport. Bases 339 to 1628 code for a protein of 429 amino acids. Lineage: Eukaryota; Metazoa; Chordata; Lepidosauria; Squamata; Candoiidae. The record is from RefSeq and is a predicted model, not a curated record. Gene Ontology annotation, cellular component: Golgi membrane. Gene Ontology annotation, molecular function: pyrimidine nucleotide-sugar transmembrane transporter activity.